Molecule: messenger RNA, 1359 nt
Organism: Capronia coronata CBS 617.96
Lineage: Eukaryota; Fungi; Ascomycota; Eurotiomycetes; Chaetothyriales; Herpotrichiellaceae
Product: ubiquitin-like 1-activating enzyme E1 A
Exons: 1
Coding region: 1-1359 (452 amino acids)
Biological process (GO): protein sumoylation
Cellular component (GO): SUMO activating enzyme complex; cytoplasm
Molecular function (GO): SUMO activating enzyme activity
Source: RefSeq, a predicted model, not a curated record
AUGAACGGUGACAACCGCUUACCUGAGGAUCCUCUCACCACAGAUGCCAACGCAGUUCCUCAAUCUGCACUUCCUGAACCCAAUACCUCAGCCUUCAUACCUCUCAUGCCAGGCGCUGGCGACCUCAACGGCUUUAUUCCAACGAUGGACGCGAGUUUCGGCAACAUGGCACUUCCUCUCAACGGCGUCCAGCCUGGAAUGCUUCCGACUGCGCAGACAGGAACCAUAUCCGCCGAUGAGAUAGCCCUAUACGACAGACAAAUCCGACUGUGGGGAAUGCAGGUUCAACAAAGAUUGCGUCAAGCGAACGUUCUCCUCAUAGGAAUGAGAGGUCUCGGCAACGAAAUCGCAAAGAAUCUUGUUCUGGCGGGCAUUGGGACGUUGACAAUCCUGGAUCAUGGACUGGUGACGGAAGAAGACCUGGGAGCUCAGUUUCUCAUCACAUCCGCUCAUAUCGGUCAAAAUCGGGCAGAGGCGGCUCUACCAGAACUGCAGAAACUCAAUCCUCGAGUUGAACUCUACACAGACCCAGACGACAUCAAGGAGAAAUUGCCAGAGUAUUUCCACUCAUUCGACAUCACAAUUGCAACGGGGUUGACGAUGGACGUACUAUGCAACAUCAACAUGGCAUGUCGAGGCUAUGGUCGGAAAUUCUAUGCCGCAGAUACCCAUGGCAUGUACGGGUUCAUCUUCGCAGACCUUUGUGUCCAUGACUUUAUGGUUGAGAAGCCACGCAGCAACAAGCCUACAAAGAUUGGCGACAUGGAGACACCCACGAGAUGUGUGAUUGCCGUUGACUCGAAGAAAGAGGGCGAUACCAUAACCGACAUUGUCACAUAUCAGGAGACGUACACACCUUUGCAGUUGGCCAACCUGUCACCUCUGCCUGCAAGAUCAAGAAACACUCGCCGAAGCAAGAUGCGAGUGACGCCUCUUCUCUCCUGCCUACGAGCAUUGUUUGAUUUCCAGAGCCAGAGUGGUGGUCAUCUCCCAGUCAUCCAGAGACCAGCCGACCUGGCCAUGUUCACAAGACUUUCAAAUCAAAAGCAUCUUGAACUCGAGCUGCUUCCAGAGACUUUGAGAGCAGAUUUCCUGCGAAGCUUCCUUCAGAAUCUCGGAGCCGAACUCAGCCCAGUGGUGGCGUUUCUAGGAGGAUAUUUGGCACAAGACGUGAUCAAUGUUCUUGGCCAGAAAGAAGCGCCUCUUCAGAAUUUUCUCUUGUUCGACGGCGACGACUUCACUGCAGCUCAAUACAGCCUGCAUGCCAUUAAUGAUGACGCUAUGGCAAUGAUGAAUACGAAUGGGGCUCCGAUUCUGCCUGGACCGGUGUUGGUCGAUGGCGCAGUGGCCGUCGACUGA